AAAACUAUAAAUUUCCAAAAUGAAUUAUGGAACGAUAUCAUCUAUACCAACGAAUUCUUCAAGAAGUACUGAAUUGAUGAAUAGAGAUAGGUCAAAAUUCAGAAAGAAAAUUGAUGAAGUUAGAGAAAAGCUUGCAAGAAAGUUUGAAUCUCGUCAAGCUCAUUGGAUAAUACUUGGAUUAGUAGCAGCAGAUUUUAUUUCCGUUUUUUCAGUAAUAAUUGUAUCGUUUUUAUGGCCAGAAUUUGAAGAAAAAGAACAUAUUUUCUUUGAAGUUCUUGAAUAUAUCGCAUUUACAAUAAAUUUUAUUUUCGUUAUUGAAGUGAUUUUAAAAUUGUUCAUUUUUGGAAUUCGCUAUUUCAUAAAAGAUCAUCACUGGCAAUUACAUCUUUUUGAUGCGGUUAUCAUAAUAACAACAUUUCUUUUAGACUUUUUCCUCAAAGGAAAACAAAGAGAAGUUGCAGGAUUAUUGAUUUUGUUUCGUCUUUGGAGGUUAAUUAAAGCUCUUAGUACCGUUGCUGUAGGAAUAAUUGAAUAUGAUGAAGAUAAAGUUGAUAAUUUAAAAUCUCAAGUUAAACAAUUAAAAGAAGAAUUGAAAAUUUUAUUAACGGAAAUUGAUAAAAUGGCGAAAGAGGAAAAUUGGGAUGAACAAAAAAGGGCUCGCGUGUUUAAAAGUCAUCAAGUUUUUUUAUUGAGUGAAGAUAUUGGAGAUGACGUUAAUGUUAAUUUAGACGUUUAAAUUAAAAUAUUUCUUUUCCGUAUAUUUUUUUUUUUUCUUUUCUAUUU
Molecule: messenger RNA, 783 nt
Organism: Rhizophagus irregularis DAOM 181602=DAOM 197198
Lineage: Eukaryota; Fungi; Glomeromycota; Glomeromycetes; Glomerales; Glomeraceae
Biological process (GO): proton transmembrane transport
Cellular component (GO): plasma membrane
Molecular function (GO): voltage-gated proton channel activity
Source: RefSeq, a predicted model, not a curated record